AUGGCUAAGCUCGAAGCUGAAGCGAUUUACGAAAAAAAAUACUCUCGCAGGGUAGUGAUCCCAGGUUCAGGUGACCGCAAGUCAUACAAGAUAUAUAUCCCCCGAGAAAACUCACCAAUCUUGAAUAGUCUUCAGAGCUUUUCACUUACUUCACCUAGAAUAUAUCGCCAAUGUCAACCAUGGCUAUGGCGAAAACUACAGUUUCCUACUUCUCUUCCAGCACAAAUGAGUCUUUGGACAGAACAUAUCCUUCCCAGGCAAGGAACUCAUGUCCAUUCUCUAUCGGUCGGAUUCUCCCCAAUGCGCGGUGGCUCUCCUUAUAAUGAAUACACAGAGAACGAUCCCUUCUACGACAAUCGCACCCUUGAUUUUGCAUAUGAUAGAAAAGAAUUGAUCUCUGCAAAGAAUGCGAAACUUUUGAUAGAGCGGUGUCCCAACAUUUCUGCUCUAACUAUCCUAUGUGGAUACGUGGAUAACGACUUGGGUCGCACAGAAUCUUCUCUAUUGGAUGUAGUUUCAAUGUUAUCAAGUCUCCAACAAUUUCGACAUUUGAAAGUGAUAGCCGGUGGAUUUCAAAUAAAACUUAUGAACGAAUUCGCAUUGAAAGCCGUUUCUAGUUUACCUUUGCUUGAAACGCUCAUGUGUGGUGGAGCCAAAGCACCUGGAAAUCAACAAAAGCUUGGUUAUGGUUCUUUCGGAUUGAGUUUAUCUAAACUCAAAUCCUUAUCACGACUGCAUCUAUACCAAUUUGAAGAUAUGAAUGACAAAUGGCGUCUUUUCAAUUGGCCAAAGACACUCACUCAUCUCACACUUCAACAAUGUGGUGCUUUAUUGCCGAGUUCAGUAUGUCAGAUCAUCCCUCACAUUGCACCUCACCUAACGUACCUUGAGCUGGACCUCGCCUACGAAAAAUUUGAUGACGCUUGGCAUGUUGAUCAAAGCUGGGAUCCUCAAAGUUCUUUGAUACUUCCAUUCUUAACUAACUUGAAGCUUUCUACCCGGAACGCAUUCUUACUGCUCAACUUUCGGGACUGUAAAUCCCUGCGCUAUCUUCAAUGGACCUACAGGACAUUGACACAUUGCCAAUCGCUGAAUGAGAUUCUGUUUAAAGCUUAUUGGCCUCAUCUGGGGAAAAUCGACAUAGCGCCUUGUUUUUAUUUACACCCACUUCAUGAAUUUGGCUCUACAGCCUAUGAGGACCAAUUGGCAACACUGGAAAAGAAUUGUAAACAAGCCAGUAUAGAAGUAACCAUACAUUCAAGACCCUUGGUUGAAAUACAAAUCUUGGAAUGA
Molecule: messenger RNA, 1293 nt
Organism: Melampsora larici-populina 98AG31
Lineage: Eukaryota; Fungi; Basidiomycota; Pucciniomycetes; Pucciniales; Melampsoraceae
Exons: 2
Coding region: 1-1293 (430 amino acids)
Source: RefSeq, a predicted model, not a curated record